Molecule: messenger RNA, 864 nt
Organism: Solanum verrucosum
Lineage: Eukaryota; Viridiplantae; Streptophyta; Magnoliopsida; Solanales; Solanaceae
Product: tobamovirus multiplication protein 1-like
Exons: 1
Coding region: 1-864 (287 amino acids)
Cellular component (GO): plant-type vacuole membrane
Source: RefSeq, a predicted model, not a curated record
AUGAGUUUACUACUUGAGUUGUUCCCAACUGGGGUGACCAAUUGGUGGUACGAUAUCAACAAGUCCAUUCAAUGGCAACAUGGAAUUUUCUUCACUCUUUGUGCUUUGUAUUCCUUUGUUUCGAUUAUCGCGCUAAUUCAAGUGAUAAGGAUCCAUUUAAGGAUACCUUUAUAUGGUUGGUCAACACAAAAAGUGUUUCAUAUGAUGAUUUUUGUUGCAAAUAGUGUUGGUGCAAUCGUUUUUGGAUUACAUAACAAUUUUUUUAUGUUACAUUCAAAUGUGCUUAUGACUCGCGCGAUUUUAGACCUACAAGGGUUGUUUUUCUUUACAACAUUUACACACCUUGUUUGGUUUUGGGCUGAUGUUUAUUACAAAAUUCGAAGUUUUCCUACGAGUAAGCUCAAAAUUUGGUAUAUUUCGAUAAAUUGUGUAAUAUACUUGAUUCUGGGUUGUAUAUGGAUUUGUAUCGCGAUGAAUGACAAUGACGCAGUAGUACUAGUGAAAUUGUUGUUCAUUAGAAAGAUAUUUGUAGCAGUUAUACCGUUUAUUGCAAAUUUGGGCGUUUUAAUCUAUGGUGGGAGAUUAUUUAUCAUGGUAUGGCGAUAUUUUGAUGAAUGGAGAGGGGGGAGAAAGAAGCUUAGUGAGCUUGGAUAUGUGAGUUGUAUAUGUUUCACGUGUUUCUCCAUUAGCUGUUUUGUGGCAGUGUUAUCGUGUUUUCAUCAUAAUGAUCGUGGUUUGGACCAUCCUGUUUUGAAAAUGAUAUAUUAUAUGGUCGUAGAGAUUCUUCCUUCAGCUCUUUUCAUCUACAUUCUGCAAAAAUUGCCUCGAAGAAGAGUAUCUGGACAGUACCAUCCAAUCAUUUAG